UUUCACACUUGCCUUCUUUUUCCAUAUUUCGUCGAUCAGUUCAAUCAAAAAAGAAAACACUAAUCUCGUUUUGUUUACAUGGAAAUCGGGUCUUUCGCAUUGCUUUCUCCACAAGAUUUCUCCUUUAAUUUCAACAGCAGCAGCAAUUUCCCGUGGAUUCCGGAUAUGGAAAAUGGGUUCAACGGGAACGAUAAGAAGAGGGGUAGAAAAGAGUUCGAGGAAUCUUUAGUCAACGAAAAGAGAGGGUUUGGUGAUAUACUUUCCUCGAUUUUGAUGUUGGACGAGGAACCAAAGCAAGAGCAUCAAUGGUUCACCGAUUCCGAUCAACAAACAGCUUUCUUCGAACCCAGUUACAACGAGAAAGUUCAAGAAAUGAAUAUGUUCUUUGAUCAGUUUGAGAACCAAUACUCCGAAAUGAACCAGCUGGAUGAUUCCAGAAACAAACGCGAGCGUAAUUCGGGUUUAGCUGCUGCUACGGCGACGGCGAACACGGUUUCUUUCGGGUCGGACGAUGUAAGUCCGUCGCAAUCGGGUAGAGGAUCCGGCCAACAAAGGCGGUUAUGGGUGAAAGACAGAUCGAAGGACUGGUGGGACAAGUGUAACCACCCGGAUUUCCCCGACAAGGAGUUUAAACGCGCGUUUCGUAUGAGCAAAGCUACAUUCAACAUGGUCUGCGAGGAACUCGAACCGGCGGUGAUGAAGAAGAACACGAUGCUCCGAGAUGCGAUCCCGGUCCGUCAGCGCGUGGCGAUAUGUAUUUUGAGGCUAGCCACGGGUGAAUCGCUCAGGAUGGUAUCGAAACGGUUCGGGUUGGGGAUCUCCACUUGUCAUAAGCAGAUCUUGGAGGUUUGCACCGCCGUUAAAACCGUCCUGAUGGCCAAAUUCGUUCAAUGGCCCGACGAAAACAAAACGAAGAGAAUCAAACAAGGAUUUGAAUCCGCCGCCGGGAUCCCAAACGUGGGCGGUUCAAUGUACACGACUCACAUUCCCAUAAUCGCACCGAAUGUAAGCGUCGCAGCGUAUUUCAAUAAAAAACACACGGACAGGAACCAAAAAACUUCGUAUUCAAUCACUCUCCAAGACGUCGUCGAUCAAACCGGAGCUUUCACCGACGUAUGCAUCGGCUGGCCCGGCUCGAUGACCGAUGACCAAAUUCUAGAGAAAUCAGCGUUCCACCAAAGAGCAACAAGGGGGCAUUUGAAAGACAUAUGGUUCGUGGGGAACAAAGGGUACCCAUUAAUGGACUGGGUUUUGGUUCCCUACAGUCACCGAAAUCUCACUUGGGCUCAACACGGUUUCAACGAGAAGAUCGGGGAAAUCGAGAAGGUGGCCAAGGAUGCAGUCGCGAGGCUGAAAGGACGGUGGUCGUGUUUACAAAAGAGAACCGAGGUGAAGCUCCAAGACCUGCUGAAUGUGCUCGGUGCUUGCUGUUUUUUGCAUAAUAUCUGUGAGAUGAGAAACGAGACGAUGGAUCCCGAGUUUGAAUUCGAGCUUUUCGACGACGAGGUGGUGCCGGAAAAUAACAUAAGGUCCAUGGCUGCCGCACAAGCUAGGGAUCACAUCGCUCACAAUUUGUUGCACCAUGGUGGCCGUACCACGUCCACUUGUUUUCUAUAGCGGUCUGUUACAUCAUCGUUAAUUAGUGUUGUUGAUAUAGGUAUCAUUGCUUGUAAUUCUUUUGGGGGGUGUGGCAAUAAAGAUUAUU
This is a messenger RNA of Hibiscus syriacus, 1705 nucleotides long. RefSeq names its product protein ALP1-like. Bases 79 to 1617 code for a protein of 512 amino acids. Lineage: Eukaryota; Viridiplantae; Streptophyta; Magnoliopsida; Malvales; Malvaceae. The transcript has a single exon. The record is from RefSeq and is a predicted model, not a curated record.